This is a messenger RNA of Racocetra fulgida, 387 nucleotides long. NCBI's taxonomy places the organism in Eukaryota, Fungi, Glomeromycota, Glomeromycetes, Diversisporales, Gigasporaceae. The record is from the annotation of a GenBank genome assembly.
AUGGUGGAUGCUCUAGCAGUAGGACAAACGUUUGGCAGUUGGGACGAAUUAGAUCGUGAUAAUAUAACUGCAGAAGCUUCAGCUCAUACUAAGCAAUUCUUUUCAGAUUUAUCUUUUUGUUUAUCAAAAAUUUUAAUUAAUGAUAUUAAUGCUAAGGCUAUACAAACUGGAAUAGAUGCUGGUUCUAGUGCAAUAAAAGAGCUUGAAGAGUUCAUGAAUGGGUUUAUCACCAAAUACAGGCCAAAAAAUAAAAAGGAUAAACUAAUUAACAGAAAAAAUGCAAGGCAACAAUAUGAAGAUGAGGAUGAGACUACCUUGAGUUCUGAUGAUGAAGAUUUUAUUUUAACAGAUCUAUCACCUUUUAAUAAAAAUGUAGUAUUGUUUUGA